Molecule: messenger RNA, 162 nt
Organism: Puccinia triticina
Lineage: Eukaryota; Fungi; Basidiomycota; Pucciniomycetes; Pucciniales; Pucciniaceae
Exons: 3
Coding region: 1-162 (53 amino acids)
Source: RefSeq, a predicted model, not a curated record
AUGGCCUUUGCCCAACAGACUGUCCCAGCGACUGGCCGCGCUGGACCCCUCUACAAGCCCGCACUCAGAGACUUCUUGGCCGGGAGACGUUGUCUUGGGGAAUGGUUCACCCGGUUGGCCAAGGAGUUUUUGGAGGAAUCUGCAGCAGUUCUUGAUGCUUGA